GCAGGAGGGGGGAAAACUUUUUACACAGUCUGAUAGUGAUAGGACAAAGGGAAACGGUUUUAAACUAAAAGAGCUUCUGUAAAGCAGGCUGAGGGGUCUCCCAUUAAUGUCCCUGACCUGAGCCCCAGGGAGGCAGCACACUUCCCAACAGGUGGGGUCUGGCUGACAUAAGGGGCCCUCCAUUCUUCUCAGAAAGGAGUCUCUCUCGUGGCGAUUACCUUCUUUCCUUCUUGGUGGAGGAGUCUUGAAGUGUGGAGUCAACUGCCUCGCCAUAGACAACCUCCUGGGUGGACCUUCCACAGCAUCUGCACCUGUCUUUGGAGUUCCAGAGCCUCAAACCUAUGGUGUAAAGGCAUCUGGGAAGGCAACAUAGGUAGGGAGGGGGGUUCUCCUGUUUCCAUUCCUUUCUGUCUCUUAGGUUCCCCUCUCCCUGCCCAAUUGCAGCAGGGCAAGGGUUCCACCACUUAUUAGAACUGUUAUCACACCGCUGCCUUUCUCGCAGAUAUGGCAGGGAGCUGCUUCACCGGUCCAUCUCCUGCUCACACUCCCUGACGUUCCUUAACCUCUCCACACUGCCACCAGGCUGAGCAGGUCAUCCAGCUUAUGCAGAUGGUAUUUCUGUCAUCGUGCGAGGGCAGCAGCAGACUCAGGCAACCCUCGCAUCUAACGAUCUGAACAGCCGCGUUUCUGGGUAGCCACGUUCCUUUUAGCAAGAGUUUUCUGUCUAGUGGAGACCACGGCUGGAUCUGUAGGCUGGGAAGCAGCGGACCGGUGAACCGCUGUGCCGAGAGGUGAGCGCUACUCCGACUUCUUGCGCGCACUGCCGCGUCGUCUGCCCGCGCCUCUCGCUGCGCUGCCCAGCGGCCGCUCUUGGAAUUGCAGGGGUUCACUCCGCUACUUCCCGACCUGCCGCGCCGGAGCCGCUGCCACGUGGAAGAGUUCGCCUGGGGCGGUACGUCUGCCGAAGCCUAACGUGGGGUCCGAAGUGCCUAUCUCCUCCUGAUGAUCUGCCCACCAGUCCAGCAGCUGCUUCCCCAUGCCCUGGGGACAGGCUGGGAAUGUUCUUUCCCACCCUGCAUCCACAUAACUUGGUCCCAGUUGCCUUGCAGUGUAAGAAGAGGUUUGUGGAGCUGACAGACACUGUCAGAGAAAAGGCAAAAAUCCACAAGGCACCGAGGGAGGAGGUGGAGGUGGAGAUGAAGAACUUCCAAAAGGCACGAGAGAACACCGAGAGGCGCACUGCCCCGAGGUUUCUGCUGUUCUUGGGCCUGCUGCAGCUUGUCUUCUUCAUCCUGGUCCUGCCUGCAGAGGGACAUCCUCCACAGGAUCCUGCCUGCAGAGCUGGCGACUGCCCUUGGCAGCCAUCCACCAAAACCUGCUCUUUUCUCACCCCAGAACGCACUGCAGCCCUUCAUCGUGGCACCAUUGGGUUUGCACAGGCAUUAAGCGUGCCUGCCUUGUCACCAAUAACAUCAAUAAAAUCCAUCCCAAUGCCAAAAUCGCUGCUUUCACUUUCAGAGACGGAGAUCGAAGUAAACGACGCCCUGAUGAGGUUUUUUGAUCGCUGCGACAAGUUCGUGGCCUUGGUGGAGGACAACGACACGGCCAUGUACCAAGUGAACGCUUUCAAGGAGGGCCCAGAGAUGAGGAAGGUGUUGGAGAAGGUGGCGAGUGCCCUGUGUCUGCCGGCCGGGGAGCUGAACGCAGAUCUUGUUCAAGUAGCUUUCCUCACUUGCUCGUAUGAGUUGGCUAUAAAAAAUGUGACCUCCCCGUGGUGUUCGCUCUUCAGUGAAGAGGAUGCUAAGGUAUUGGAGUACCUGAAUGACCUGAAGCAAUAUUGGAAGAGAGGAUAUGGCUAUGACAUCAAUAGUCGCUCCAGCUGCAUUUUAUUCCAGGAUAUCUUCCAACACUUGGACAAAGCAGUGGAUGAGAGCAGAAGUUCAAAACCCAUUUCUUCACCUUUGAUUGUACAAGUUGGACAUGCAGAAACACUUCAGCCACUUCUUGCUCUUAUGGGCUUCUUCAAAGAUGCUGAGCCUCUCCGGGCAAACAAUUACGUGCGCCAGGCGCAUCGGAAGUUCCGCAGUGGCCGGAUAGUGCCUUAUGCAGCCAACCUGGUGUUUGUGCUCUACCACUGUGACCAGGCGAAGACCUCGAAGGAGGAGUACCAAGUGCAGAUGUUGCUGAAUGAAAAGCUACUGCUCUUCCAUCACUCGAACGAAACCAUCUCUACAUACGCAGACCUCAAGAGCUAUUACAAGGACAUCCUUCAAAACUGUCACUUUGAAGAAGAGUGUGAAUUGCCCAAAUUCAACGGUACUGUUACUGACGAACUUUGAGGGAAUGAAAUGGAGUGGCUGAUUUGGAAACCGAUCUCGGUUUUCUUCAACAGACGUUGUGAACAAGCACUUUGGGUGAAAUGCUGCUGCUGUGUCGACUCUCUAAGCCCGCAGAUUUGAUGGCCAUUAUUUACCUGGGUUGUCUCGGUCAGCUUAGUGCACUGUUUGUUUAUUACAUAAUUAUUACAUAUAUAUAAUAUAUAUACAUAUAAUAUAUUACAUAAGAUGAAUGACAAAACCAAAUUCUGUAACAGGGAUGUCCCUGAGUAUUGGUAACAAAUGUGGUGGAAGACAAAGUGUGCCUGUAGGUUUAUGUGUACAGACAAGUAAUUUCCUAGGACAUUCCUCUUAUGAAUGUGCUGUUGAUAGAAUUUAGAGCUGGGAUAACUGUUUAUUUUGUCAGAGCUGAAGGUGCUUGAACUAAUUCAGUAUUGCUUUGUGCUGCCUUUUUGCUAGCUCUUGUUUUCUUAUGGCAGGCAUGAAAUAAUGUAAACUUGUGAGCUUUUUUAACUCCUUUUCCUGAGCCCCUAGCAGGGAAAGAAUAUAUGCUACUUCUCUAUAGCUGCCCAAUUUUUGCCUGGACAGCACCACAUGAGCAUCUCACUCUGGCACUGACAGCAGGAGGAGUUCCUGUGUGCACUGUCUACCUGUAAAGGGACAAGGGUUUAUGUUUCUUAAGUUCUCAUCGACUCAUCCAGCACUGCAAGUUAGCCAUCAUGAUAAGUAAAUUCUCCCGAAGGAGAAGGGAGGAAGAACGAGGGAGUGGGAAAUAUUCCAGAGCUCUUGAAAGGAAAAGUGGCCAUGCAGCAGUUGUUCACCAGGCAGUCUGGUGUUUCCUUUCACUUGACACCAUCAAUUUCUCGUGUUAACGUUUGGGCUGGGGCACUCAGGUGAGGCUCUGCAAGCAAUUUGAACGUCUUGGUCCUCCUCAAAUGCUGAAAGUUGUCUUAGAACUUCUGGAGGUCGCCAGUGCAUCCUGCUGCCUGGAACAGGAUAGGUGCUUACUCUAAAUCUGGACAGGCUUCAGACUGUGAGAAGUAUCUGGCUGGGACUUGACUUCUGCAAGCCUGAAGGCCCAGAACCUGGCCUUAUCCACUCGAUACACCAGCUUGUUCUUGAAAUUGAGCUGAUUUUAAAGAAAUUAACUGCAUAAAGGAAGUGGUUAUCUCUGAGUGUAUCUGCACUUAACGCAGAUUUACUUGCUGCUGAGAAAGUAUUUCAGAGUUCAACAGUAGAGCAGAAAAAAGAGAAAUCAAGAUAAUUGUCCAGAAAUGUCCAAAAUACAGCAAGUCAAAUAAAAGUUCCUUCGUUGCCCAGAAGGGAAGCCUGGUUGAACAGGCUGUCCCAAAGCAAAUGCGGGUGUGGUUUUAUGGUGCUGGUGGCUCCUGACAUAUGUGUGCCCCAUAACAAGUGCUCCAGAGCUCAGCCCGUAAAGUGAGGGGUAUUUUGCUGUGUUGACUGGGGAGUGGGUGAAAGGGUGGUAUAACCUGUUACCACAGGAGCGUCAUAGGCACUAUAAACAUUUAUACCCUCAUUUACUUUGGUAGCCUCACCAGCAAAACUGAAAACUUAACUGAUGGAGGGAAAGGAAAGAAAAAGGGGGAGAAACCUGAACUAGUUUAAAGUUUAGAAGUUUAAGUAAUUGCAGACUUAGUUCAUCUUUUUUAUAGAGGCCUUGGACUUCUGUCAUUUUUUUUUUUUCAUAUACACGUAUCAUAAAAACACUUCUGAGUUUACAUAUCUGUAAGUUAAGGAGCAACUGAAAAACUGUUUUUUAGGUUAUCAUUUUAUGAGUGAAAUCACCACGAGGAUUUUUUGUCUGUUUUUGUUGUUGUAACUUAAGUACUCUUCAUGGAGUAGGAUGUACGUUCUGUUUCCUUAGUGCACUGACUUCUAUGGAGGCUGUGGUUCUGCUCAGCAGAAGUACUGAUUAAAGCUGGUGAAUAUUAUAGUACUCAUGUCCUGGUAGAACUCUUGCAUGUUUUAGCUCUGCAGGUCUUUUUCUGAAACAGAGGAGGUGGCCAGGGAGGACAGCUGUACUGAAACACCUAUAGGAAUAUAGGUCAGGAUGAUUGCCAGCUCCAGCAUAUGACUUUUACUGCUAUUUUAUAUCAGCUUUGUCUCCUUUUUGGCACGAUACUGCUUUGAGACUGAGUCAAUUGAAUGUAGUUACUGUGACAGGAGCCUGUUAUGAACUUUAUUGUAAGGCAGUGUUUGAGGCAAAGCUAUGAAGAAAGAAACUUCUGUGUAAAGGUGGUAAAAUUUGGUAAAUAGCAGAUGUAAGGUUGAGAAAAUUCACCUUUGAACAUUUUUUUUUCCUGGUUGAGUCAUCCUAUGAUCAUUCACGAUAUGAACAGAAGAAAUGCGAGCUUUACUGCUGGAGAUAAGUGGAAGGUUCCCAUUUGUCUAUUCUGUUACCCACUGUGUUUGUUAAAGAUACUGUGUUCUUUGCAUUGCCCUGUUUUUUCUUAGAUCGUGAACCAGAUAAAGUGGAAGAACCAAACAAUUAUUUUUGUGGUGAGGCAUCAUUUGUUUCUGUGUUAAAGGUGGUAGCUUGAUAGAACAAUUCUGUGCAAGGGAACAGACUCUUCAGAGACUGAUUUCUGUUUUGCCUUGGCUUAGGUGUCUGUUGUAUCUCCAUUGUAACGGGUGUAUCUACAGUGGAUAUCACCAGUUAACUGAGAGGGAAAAUGUGCAAUUUGGUUUGUGAUCUGUAUGUAAAGGCUGUCCCCACUCACUCAACCGGCAUAAUUAGAGACUGAGCACGGAAAUCUUGCACAACUGCUGCAGCAGCUGUGUUGGGAUGUUUGUGUAUGCUGGGCACUUGUUCAUGUGACUAAUUCUGACUGCUAGGGAUAUGACUUCAGAUGACUCUGUUAUUUAAAAAGAACAAAAAAUACAUCCUCAAGCAACCAAAAAUAAAUUUGUAGAUAGACUAAAAAGGAAAACCAAACAGGAUCGACGUAUUUCCAUGGAGUUGGGCGCUGGCUCAGUGAAGCAAUGCAAAGAGGCUGCCACCUCUCAUGGCACUGCAAGUUGGCCCAUACUGGAAAAGCCCUGCAAGGAAAAUGAUGCCUUCGCCUUCUGCAUGCAGCUCCAGGCAGAACCCCUCACCUUAGGCCUCCAGUGACAACUCCAUGUGUAACUUCACCCAAACUGGAACCUUUCAUUGAUGGAAGACACAGACUGUGUUCUCGGAUGCUGGCAUUAAACACACUUGAAAUAUAUUUAAUUUUGGAUGUCUAAAGCUUUACUAAUGUUUCUGGAAAACUUAUUUUUUCCUUCUAGUAAGUAUUGUUGCUGUAAUUCUGGCUGGCAUGGAGCUCUCUGCUGCAUGCAACGUGACUUUGUGAUACUAGGACUGGAUGAAUUUGGAUAACGGGUUUUGGAUUUUCAGUGCUGUGAAAUAAAACUGCACACUUUUUUCACCUUGUUUUAUGAGCAACAAUAAUGCAAUGUGUAGCAUCAUGCCUGUAUUCUGCUUCAAACACAUUUGGCAGGCUGCUGUUCCUUGCAGUGUGUCUCUGGUGUUUUACUCUUCACACUGCCGCAUGCUUAAUAUUAAAGUACAUUGAUUGACAUUCUA
Molecule: messenger RNA, 5925 nt
Organism: Meleagris gallopavo (turkey)
Lineage: Eukaryota; Metazoa; Chordata; Aves; Galliformes; Phasianidae
Source: RefSeq, a predicted model, not a curated record